Tetrahymena thermophila SB210 is the source of this 558-nucleotide messenger RNA. RefSeq lists its product as hypothetical. NCBI's taxonomy places the organism in Eukaryota, Ciliophora, Oligohymenophorea, Hymenostomatida, Tetrahymenidae. The transcript is spliced from 2 exons. The record is from RefSeq and is a predicted model, not a curated record.
AUGAUUUGGUUUUUGAAAUAAGUCUGUUCUAGUCUUCAUAGAAGAUUUGAUUUCAAAAAAUAAAAAUCUUUGAAAUAUUUGCUAACUUAGUCGUGGAUCAUUUGUGUAAAAUAAUUAAUAUUGUAAAAAUACUAUAACAAGCAGUGUGUGAGUGAAGCUUAUUAACAGCAACAGAAUCUAUAUUAGAUUGUCCAAUAAAAAAGAAAGUAAAUAAUAAGCUGUUCAAAUAGAAAUCUUUGCUAUUUUUAAUUACAAGCCAACCAAGCAAGAUAUUUCUUUAAAAAAGAAAGAUUCCAAGUAAAAUAAUUAAUUAACAAAAAAAUUUAAUUUAAAUAGAAAGAAAUAAAUAAAACAAAAUAUUAUACCAAUUCACAGUUCUAUUCAAUAGAAAAAAGUAGCAUUAAGGACUUCAGUUUAAAAAAGCUAAACAAAGAAAAAGUACUCUAAAAUCAAAACAAAUGUCAUUCUAAAUUUUUGUUAAGAUCGAGAAAAACCUAAUUAUUGAUGUAGAAACCUAGGACUCUAUUGCCGCUAUUAAAAGCAAGAUCGAGAAGUUGA